AAACGUCAGUGGCUCCCCCUAGCGGCCACGACUUAAAAAAUCCUUCACAUUUUUCUCUUAAAUAAAGCUCCGCCUCUGACUGUCGGCGAAGAUAAUCAGUGUGGAUCCGUGUCCGAGAUGAUUCUUCAACAAGGGGGUUAGAAAGCGAGCGUGAGACAGAUAAGAGAUCCCUAAGUGAGGGAGACAGAGAGAGACCGGACAUAGCUCGAGCUGCGAGCCGGGAGAGGCGAUGAUGGCGGCGGCCAUAGAGAGAGGAGGGGUCCGGGCCGCCUUCAUGAAUCCAGGCACGGGAGGCGUCGGUGUCGGUGGUCUCGCACCGGGGGUCGGGCUCGCGUCCCCCGGAGUCAUGACCGGAGCUGCAGCCUCGGGCUCUUCAGGUCCUGUUCCUGUUCCUAUGAACCUUUUUGCAACGUGGGAGAUCGACCGAUCAUCUCCGAGCUGCGUCCCGAGGCUGUGCAGCCUCACACUGAAGAAGCUGAUUGUUUUGAAGGAGCUGGACCGGGAACUCAACUCUGUGGUCAUCGCUGUCAAGAUUCAGGGGUCCAAACGUAUCUUGAGGUCUAAUGAGUACAUGCUCCCUCCCAGUGGCCUGAUGGAGACAGACCUGGAGCUCACGUUUUCCUUACAGUAUCCCCAUUUCCUGAAGAGAGAUGCUAACCGCUUGCAGAUCAUGCUCCAGAGAAGAAAGCGCUAUAAGAACCGGACCAUCCUAGGCUACAAGACGCUGGCUGUGGGCGUCAUCAAUAUGGCAGAGGUGAUGCAGCACCCGACAGACGGAGGACAGAUUCUGGGUCUCCAUAGCAACGUAAAGGAAGCCCCUGUACGUGCGGCCGAAUUAAGUGUGUAUUCUCUGUCCAGUCAGCCCAUUGACCCUGAGGACGGCAGCGGACAGCCGGGGGCAAAGGUGAAAGCUUCAGAUCGAUCUCCGGAUAUGGAUAACUAUUCAGAAGAUGACGACGACAGCUACUCGUCAGAGCAGGAGGCCAGCGACGAUGCUGUUCACACCCAAGACCUGUAUGAUGAGGAUGACGAUGUCCAGCGAAAACCAAAGAAAACACGACGGAAAAUGAUCCGAACUACCUCUAUAACUCGGCAACCUAAUUUCAAGCAGAAGUUUGUUGCCCUUUUGAAGAGGUUCAAAGUUUCAGAUGAGGUUCUUGACUCAGACCCAGUGGAUCAGACCCAAGAGGUGGAGGAGGAUCUGGACCUGCUCUAUGACAGCCUGGAGGUGUAUAACCAGAGUGACAGCGGCCCGGAGAUGGAGGACAACGACAGCGUACUCAGUACCCCUAAACCUAAGCUUAAGCCAUUCUUCGAGGGCAUGUCUCACUCCAGUUCCCAAACUGAAAUUGGAAGUUUGCACAGUCAGAAGAGUCAGCAUAGAGUACAGACUGCUGCUGUCGGAGACCUGCUAGCAGUGGAGAAGGACAGAGCAGCAGUUGGACGGUACCAAGAUGAGACAUCUGUAGUGGACACUAUAGCAGUGGAGGCGGCUGAGGAGGACGCAGGAGUGGGAGGAGCGCCAAGCCAACAUGAUGCCAACCUGAGCUGGGACAUGAGUGUGGAGAAACUGGCCAGCUCAGUGGGCAAAAUCUGCAAGACCGAGUCCCAGAAUAUGAUGUCACCUAGUAAAACGGACAGCAAGCUGCAGAGAAGACCGCGCAGCACCUCUAUGAAGGACAGACAGAGCUCGAAAGCUCAGAGCGACCGAACCAGUAGCAUCGACAGUGAAACUUCACCUGACUCCAGACUCAUUGUGCAGGUUCCCAGGAAGUCAGUGUAUGACCAGCUGAAUCAGAUCCUCAACUCAGAUGAGCAGCUGCCAGAAAGCAUCAUCCUCAUCAACACUACCGACUGGCAGGGCCAGUAUCUGAAUGAGAUCCUUCUUGAGCACAAGCAGCCCAUCGUCUCAACCAUCUCUGCUGCUGACGUGCAGGCGGCCUUCAACACCAUCGUCACCAGGAUCCAGAGAUUCUGUAACUGCAACGCACAGACGCCGCCCACUAUUAAGGUGGCCGUGGCAGGAGACCAGAGUUACCUGAGCACUGUGUUGAGGUGCUUCGUGGAGCAGCUCGCUAAUAAGACGCCUGAUUGGCUGAGCUACAUCCGCUUCCUGGUCAUUCCUGUUGGUUGCCAUCCUGUGGCAAAGUACAUCUCAUCUUUUGACAAUAAGUUCAGCAGCAUUUUCUUGGACGCUGGCUGGAGAGAUGUGUUUGGGAGGUUAGAGGCCCCAGCAUCAGACAACAUCGAUGUAGCCGGCCGAGUGUCUCAGUAUCUGUCAGGAGCAAACAUGUCUCAUCACUUCCCCAUCUCUGAGGCCAUGCUCACCUACAAACAGAAAAGGAAAAGAAGUUUGUAUUUUGAUUUUUACAUCAGCCCUGAUGAGGACUCAUGCCAGAAGUUUGUGCCAUUCAUUGGGUUGGUAAAAGUAGGCAUUGUUGAGCACAACUUGUCCACCUCAGUGGAUUCUGAUGAUGCCAACGUGAUGGGUAGUAUGAGCAUGCUGUCUUCACCUCCAGCCCAGACUGGAGCACCAUACGGGAAAGACAUGACGUGCACUCCUCCCUCCUCUCCCUCUGUCUCAGCUAGUCUGUCUGGAGCAGGUUCUCCAGGCUCAGGUGGAGAGGUGAUGGGACUGCAGGUGGAUUACUGGACUUGUCAGGGUGCAGAGAAGAAGAAGGACGGAGAGAAAAGAGACGUUGGGAUGAAGAACACGUUGAAGAGCAACUUCCGCUCCCUUCAGGUCUCACGCAUCCCCAGUGGAGGAGAGCUCACUCCACCUCAUGGCAUGGCCAUGACCGUCGUCAUGAAAGAGAAAAAUAAGAAAGUGAUUUUCCUCAGCAAGAAGCCGAAGGAAAAGGACAUGGACUCCAAGAGCCAGGUGAUCGAUGGGAUUAGUAGGCUGAUCUGCACAGCCAAACACCAACACACCAUGCUGAGAGUCUCUAUUGAUGGUGUGGAGUGGCACGAUGUGAAGUUUUUCCAGCUGGCCGCGCAGUGGCCCACCCAUGUCAAGCACUUCCCUGUUGGAAUCUUUGGCUACACCAAGUCCCUGUGACGAGCCUGUAACACUCUGGAACGUUCUCUGGUGCACGCCUCAUAAAGCAAAAGAGAGACUGUUUAAGGAAAAAGGGAGACUGAGACAUAAAAAAAAACCCAAAAUGUGGAUUUUCCUGUGGAAACGCUCUGAAGCCUGUGUCCCAAACUACAUGGAUGUUGUUGUUAUUAAUGUUCUGUUCCGUUCUUGGCUGUUGCACCAGCAAAGGAAGAAGGUUUGUAAAAAAAAAAAAAAAAAUCUAUAAAAAAAAUACAUGCUGCCAUUUUUGUAUACAUAUUGUGGUUAGAAUUUUGUAGCCACCAUGUAAUGGCAGCUUGGUUUUGCACUUUGUUUGGUUAGCAUUUUUAUUAUUUCAAUGAAAUCCUGUGGUCGUAUUUGUUCUGUGUACAAGGUGGUGUGCGUGGUGGUGGUGCGGAAGUGAGGGGGAUUGUACUUGGGGGGGCUGUUGGGGUAGAUGGGGGGUGGGGGGGUGGGAAGAGGUUUGCUCUUCAGAGUGAUUUAGAUCUUGCUGUGAAAUUUAAAGAGCUCUUCUUUUUAACGGCUCUUCUUUUCAAGAUUGUAGGUUGAAGUUAGGAGAAGGGACUCGUACCCGUUAAAGAAAUACUCCAGUGUUUUAUCUCCUGCAGUGUGCAGCAGGUGUGUGAGUACGACACAAAUGAACAUCCUUGUACAGAGAAAAUUGCUUAAACUUAUAUAUUUGUAAAUCACCUUGAAUGUGAAGCUAAAGGUGAUUUGUUGAAUUCCACGGAUACAAACCUAAAAGAUGUGGCUUCUAAUUAGGCAAAUUCAAAACUAGACCAUUUACGUUUUAACUUAUCAGCAACAACACAGUAAAUAUUCAUACAGGUUGCUCCUAAUUUCCCAAAAGCAUUAGGCCCAUACAGCUUAACCAGGCUUUUUAUACAGAUGAGGAACACUAUUAGCUCUAUAGAGCUUCUAAGGCUAAUUACACACAACUUUCUUCCCAGCUUUAUUUCUCUUCUCAUUUUUAUACACGUUUAACGGCAGGUCGUGUAUAAAGAGAACAAUAUAUGAUGUUCAUUUUACUGUGGCAAACAAUAAACGGGAAAUAAUGCAAGUAGGAAAUAUUGUUGUAAAUACGGAACUAAAGAAAUGUCACACCACAAAAACCAGACGAAUCAUUUUCGGCUAUUUGUUUAUCGAAAUUGUGGCACAUAGAUAGAAAAUUAAUGAUCGCUUUUUUAAAAUAAACGCUUUUAUUUUAUUUGCUCAGGACAGGGAAAGAUGUUCACAUUCUGGGUGUAGCAACAGCACAUACACUACAAUACAGUGGAUACAGAUUAGAUUAAAAACACUGGGGUGUUCAUUUAAUGCAGUGCGAAGCAUUACACAGUACUUAUACUCAAAAGCACAGUGAUCUGAAAGCAAAAAAAGGAAAAACUAUGACCUAGAUGCUGCUCUCACCCUGUCUAAGCUUUUAACAAAAAAGGGAAAGUCAGUUCUUUAAAGGGAGAUUUCAAAUUUGGCUUGUGACUGCAUGAUAUAGAUACCUCAGUUUGAGGAAGGUUUCAAUACGGAUCUCAGACCAAAAACUGUCACAACGCUACAAACACAUCGCAUCCGGAAAAUUGUGCUCUUUAUGCACGUCAUCGAUGCCAUCUCCGACUUAUGAGAUAAUAAAAUAAUCAGACAUAAUAUUAUCCUCGGAUGAAAAUGUGCACUAGGGCUUUAUUUAGUGUGCUUGCUCGAGUGAUAUUGUACACACAGGGUCAGUUGCGUCAGCUGUUGACUGCCAUUAAAGGGCUCGUGCUUAAAGAUAAUGAGUUGAGAGCAAGGUGCUCCAUGUUUUUACAGUAGAAUUGUGUUUUUUAUAUCCAUUCUCUCAAUAAUCCCUUUACACAUUUGUGUGUAUAUACAGUGUGUGUAUAUAUACUGUAUAUAUAUAUGUGUGUAUGUGUGUGUGUGUGUGCGUGCGUGUGAUUGAAAUUGAAGACAGGCCGAAAGUGAAUAGUUUGGAGAUCGGUGAAAUGGUUAACAACUUUUAAAAGGGUUCUGUGUGUGUGUGUGUGUGUGUGUGUGUGUGUGUGUGUGUGUGUGUGUGUGUGUGUGUGUGUGUGUGUUGCUGCACGUGUGUUUGGAGGUGAGAGGAACCAGGACAAAGUCUUCAGCAUAAUUUGUGGAUGAUUUGAGGCUGAGGGCAUUUGUGUAAGCAUUGCAGUGUUAUUCUCUAUAUUAUAUUUCUUUCUAUAUAUACCGAGUUGAGACUGGUACACUGUUACACUUAGAGGGGUUGUGUGUAGUCUCAUUGUCAAUUGUACAAAAACUGUCCAUACUUUGUCAUAGCUCUACAGUGCAUUUCAUCGGACGACUCGGCUUCGUUCGCGUGCAGUUACGAGGCUGAAUUUUGUUCGUCAGAUAUUUGGAUUUUUCUAAAGUUCUGUGUUGAAACACUACAAUGACGUAAGCUUGCCCUCAUUUAACAGCCAAGAGCGUUCAGUAAAAACACUAAUAUGCGGCCAGUCUGUUUGUCGAGAUAAAGAUCUGCAGACAUAUUUUGCACAAAUGUCAAUUUAAGUUAUAUGACAGUAUUCCUUUGCGGUAUACCACUGAGGCAAGCUUUGCUCUUUAUGUUCCCGUUCCGUAUGUGAACGUACGUAUUUUUGUUUCGUAUUGUUUUUACUCUGUUCAGUUGUCUUAAAAACUGUUGUGAAUACAGAAACAAUUUUAACCUUGCCUGCAUUAUUUUUAACUGUUAUUGUUAUUAACCUGUUGUUUUGUAUUACCCUUUUGAAGGAGUUGACCUCUUUUAUAGGAUAUUUUGUGUUCAAUUAAGGUUUUGAAGCAUUUCACAUGUAACUGAAUACAGGAAAAAAUGAACCAGUGUGUUCUGUUUUAUGAGUGCACAGACAAAUACUUUUGUUUUGCUUUUUUCUGUAUUUGAUAAAUACAUAACAUUGUGUAAAUUGAUGAAAUAAACGCUAAUGCUAAAA
This is a messenger RNA of Tachysurus fulvidraco (yellow catfish), 6009 nucleotides long. Its product is annotated as phosphofurin acidic cluster sorting protein 2. Gene Ontology annotation, biological process: protein localization to plasma membrane. Gene Ontology annotation, molecular function: transmembrane transporter binding. The transcript is spliced from 25 exons. The coding region runs from base 230 to 3058 and encodes 942 amino acids. Lineage: Eukaryota; Metazoa; Chordata; Actinopteri; Siluriformes; Bagridae. The record is from RefSeq and is a predicted model, not a curated record.